Molecule: messenger RNA, 2593 nt
Organism: Hippocampus zosterae (dwarf seahorse)
Lineage: Eukaryota; Metazoa; Chordata; Actinopteri; Syngnathiformes; Syngnathidae
Gene: luzp2
Product: leucine zipper protein 2
Exons: 12
Coding region: 268-1329 (353 amino acids)
Source: RefSeq, a predicted model, not a curated record
AAGACCCACCCGCUCCUUUUCAUUAGCAAGUCGGUCCGCGUCUCGGUGUUAUUUAAAACCAGCUAUUCCAACCCCUCUCGCGCAGCCACCGUGUUGCAUCUGUUUGCCGCUUCGCGUGCGCGUGAGUGAGUGCGCGCGCGCGCGCGAGGGUGCACUGAAAUCUCAAGCAGCGAGUGAGAAGGGAGAGCAAGAGAGUCAGGAGAGAGACGCAGGGGAAAGGCUAAAAGCAUCCGAGACGGGCAAGGAACGGGAGUGUGAUUCACAGCUAUGAAAUCCAUCCAGGCUUUUUGUAUGCUGCUUCUCUGUCCAGCUUUGAGUCUCAACACCAGACACGGCUAUGAUGGGCUGGAAAAGAAGCUGAAAGAAGUCUUCACUGAAAGAAGCAACAUCUUGCACCAACUCUCCAAGACAUCUAAGGAGCUGGAUAGCAUAAAAGGCAACAUUCAGUCAUUGAAAAACGAUGACUCAGUUGCCAAGAAGGACGUACAAAGGAUUUUGGAGCUCAGCCACAAACAAAGAGACGAGAUGAAGUCCCUCCAGGCUGCCUUGCAAAAGCAGCUGGAUGAGGCAAACGACAGAGCCGAGAAGCAGCAGGCCACGGUUAAACUGAUUAAAGCAGAGAUGGAAAAGAAAACCAAAAUCAUCAAGGAUUUACAGCAAGAGAACAAGAGCUUGAAGAAUAAACUCUUGUCAGGAAACAAGCUUUGUGAUGCUCAUGCUGAAGAGUCCAAAAAAAUCCAGGCUCAACUGAAAGAACUGCGGUAUGGGAAAAAAGAUUUCAUUUUUAAGGGACAGCAGCUAAUGGAUUUGGAACACAAGUUAACCAUAGCCAAGGAAGAAUUAGAGAAGACCGCUCUUGACAAGGAGUCUCAGAUGAAGGCGCUAAAGGACACAGUUCACAUCUGCUUCUCUGCUGUCCUUCACAACCAGCCCAGCAGCAGCCACAGAUUUCCCACCUCCUCCUCCCAUUUGUACAGAUACUCAUCACUCAUCAACAGCUCCCGAGUCACCUUUCAACAGCCCCAUGCCAAGGAUAUCUCUAAAGUUCAGAGAGUCAUCACAACCAGCAAAACCCCCAUGAACAUUGGCGUAAUGAGGAGAGAAAGUGGUGGAGUUAAAAAGUGCCAGAUGGAGGAGACUGGCACUGACUGCUUCCAGAAUCAGACGAAGGAAUUAUCUCCAGAAGCAAAACAACCACAACCACAUCAGCAAAGAAGCCAAGGGCAGCCCGGGAGCUUGAAAAGCACUGAAAAGCGCCCAGACGACAGCGAGGACGAAGGGCAAAGCGGCAGCAGCAGCAGAAAGAUAAAGCCUCAAAAAUACAACUGAGCGGACAGGGUAUCAAUGAUAUUUCAAAGAGCACACACACACACACACAUCUGAUGCACUUUCACAAGAAAGUGUACACACACAAACACACACACACACACACACACGAACACACACACACUCACACACAGCAUCAGAAUUGCUUGCAAAAGCUAAGACAGUGGAAAUGUCAACACAAGAACAUGGCAUGCAUUAUCCAGUUUUAAUUUGAAGGUAGCAAUGGCACUGGUCAUUUGUUUGAUGAUUGUUCAUUUGAUGUUUACUUAUCUGAGUUUUAUUCUUAGUGAGGGUACCGCUUUCUAAUAUGUGAUCUUUUGAGAAAAAUCCCUUUGCACUGGCAAGGCCAGGACACUCUCAAGAGUGAGAAGUCACUGAAUUGGCCGAUGCCUGUUCCACACUGUAUGGUUUUUGCAGUCUUCACUCACUCACUUUCGGAAUGUUGUGUGGUGGAACAUACAUUGAAUCAUGGCUACAACUGAGUGAUUUUCAGGGCCUUACUGCAGUGUCUUUGCAUCAUUCGUAUGGGUCCACAACAGGUGGCGGUUGUGACUUUGAGCCAAAACGUGCUCACGUCGUGGUUUUCACGUGGAAACUAAAUGAAUAAAAGAAGAAAUAGGAGAAUGUGUGUCAAAUCUUAAAAACGUAGCUCAAGGUGAGUUACAUUAUUAAUGCAAGUUUACAUACACAGUUGCUGUUGAUGAUAGUGGCUGUGACAACGAUAUUCAUGUCAUUUCAUGAUGUGUUUCUCUUGUUUUGUUUUCUAUCCGCGAUCGAAGCGCCAGAGAGGCUGUGAAAUGAUUUUCUCUAGAUUUGGGAUGUUGGUCGCAGUCCGUAUUGUGUUGCAAGACUGCAUUUUCCAUCAGAGAUGGUGAAAAUUGUACAGUGCAUUCCCGGCUUUAUACAGAAAAAAAAAUAAUAAUGAUAAUAAUAGUGUACGUCCACAACAACUACCAAACUUCGACUCUUGUUUGUUACUCAUGGUAGCAGGUUAAUAUACUCCUCUACAUUUUGGAAUAUUAUGGCUCAAGUUGGCUGGCCAACUUUUCAACAUUGAAUCUUUCUGCACUCUUUCUGCCUUUACCACUCCAGAGGCAACGAGCCAAAGACUCACAAUGGGUCGUCUCCCCGAGAAUGUGCCAUGCACUGAGUAGUAACUCCUAGCUACAUGUAUCUGUGUUCUCUGACCUUGAUGUGUACUUUCAAUGAACUGUAAUUUUCAGUACAUUUGUGAAAAAUAAAUGGUUAUUUGUGGGAAAACAAAAAA